UUCAUGAAAUUGCCGUCUAUUUCUAGUCACUUCUGUUCCACCUUACGAUCACCAUUUUUAUGCUUCUCUCAAUUCCCUCAAACACACACUCUUUCACCUCCAAAAACACGCACAUAACAGCUUCAUUUUAGAUUGCUUCUCCCUAUAUUUGGGGCUUCUCAACCGGGCCUUAUUUUUUUCUGCGCGGAAAGGAGGUUGGUUGAGGUUCCAAAUAUGCAUUGCUCAGUUUGAUUGAUCACUCUGGACUACCUUUCCUUUAUAUUUGAGCUGUCUUGGUUUUUCUGGAAGCAAGUAAAGCAGGUUGUGAGGCUGUGUUUCUUCGGUUUUCGGGCUAAUCCAAUGUGAAAUUCUUCGUGUUUUUGUUGCUGUUGUUGUUGGGCCGGGGGGGUUUGGUUUGAGUGUACAAUUGCAGCUUUGCCUGAAUACGAGGAGACGGAUCGCGGUAGUAGUAGGCCUUACCUGAAUCAGUUUGAGGUUUUUGAAGUGAGGUUUUGAUCUGAGGAAUGGCUUCUCUUAACUGCUUUUGCCCUUCUUGGAGGAAGAAGAAGAAUAAGGGAGGGAAAUUGCGGCGUGUUGAGCUAUCCAGUAAGGAGAAGAAUGGGAAUGCUUUGCACGUGAAGCUCGAACAUGUCCAGGCAUCUUCAGAAAAGAACGAGUUGAGGUCAACAUCUUUCAGAGUUCCGGUUCCUUUUCGUGUCCCAGGGAGUUCUAGAUGCAGUGUGAAGGUGAUGAAUCACGAGAGCCCCGUUGCAGCUGAUUCCCAUGAGGCGGACUAUGAAGGGGGAGACGAGCAUGAUGGGGCUUCCCAGUUGGGGAGGGAUUCUGAAUUCAAAUUCCAAGCAUGCUCUGGAAAUAUAAGCGAAGAAAAAGGAGGCGACUUUCAAGGUACCAAGAGCUCCGGCUCCUUGGAUAUAAACGAAGGAGAAUUCAACUUCCAAGCGUGUUUUGAACAUCCCAACGAAGAGAAAAGGCCAAUUCUACGAGAAGUGGAGUCCUCGUGCUCUUUGAACAUUGAUGACAACGCUGAACAUAGCAACACGGAAGCAAUGUUUGAGAUGGAUGCAAGUGGACACCUGAGUGAUCCGGGGACCGGGAAAGCUAGGUUUUGGGCUUCUCCUGAGCUCAAGCGCUCGUGCUCUAGUUUGGCAAUAAGAAGCGUCACUCUAGAGCUCGAGAAGUGCAAAUCUUACGAGGAUAUGCAGAUGUUGGCUGAAAUGCACGCGACGGGCAAUUUUGGAGGAGGAGGGGGAAGCCCUGCGUCUAUCAAGACGCGAUGCAGUGCUGAUAAGGUGAUGCUGAAGAAGCAUUCCUCGAGCCAGAUUCUUCCUUCCGGGAGCCGGAAACUGUGGUGGAAACUGUUCCUAUGGAGUCACAGAAACUUGCAUAUAACAGCUGAUACAACGAAACCGCUCCUAUCUGAACUCGAGGCUGCGCCUCUCAACCAGCGCGGUGGCUACUCAUCAGAUACAGUCGAGCCUAAGCACGCCACCGGCUCAAGAAACAUGAGAUCUCCGAGCACAUUGACAGAAGAGUCGACUGAGAAGGGCAAGUGCAGCACGGAUGACACGAAUUGGGACGGAUUGUACGGACACUCCAACAUGUGGCCUCAGAAUCAGUGGCUUGCCUUCCCUCCCGACUCGUCUCCUUUGUGGAGAGUGAACGAGUGGGUGAGAGAAGCUUCCUCGCAGCCUCCUUGCCUAGUGGACCGAGAUGAGCCUCAACACGAAGAUGAUAUUUACUUCCCGUCCUCUCCUGAGCACGAUGCAUCACAUCCACAAGGCUCGUCUCAUUUGUCUCGACCUCCGGCUGCAGGCACACACGAGGAAAUCUCACAUGCCAACACUGUUACCCAGUCCUUGACCACUAAUUCGAGCGUGGCUCAUAUCACAGGCCUCGGACUUGCAGUCAUUCCCUCGAUUUCGCAGUUUUCCAGCCUUCGAGCAGUCAACUUGUCUGGCAAUCUUAUUGUUCAUAUAACUCCGGGAUCUCUCCCAAAGGGUCUCCAUGUUCUUAAUCUAUCGAGGAACAAGAUAAGCACGAUCGAGGGUUUAAGGGACUUGACUCGUCUCCGUGUGCUCGACCUCAGCUACAACCGGAUCUCCAGAAUUGGUCAAGGGUUGUCGAACUGCACUCUUGUUAAAGAGCUCUAUCUAGCCGGGAACAAGAUAAGCACAGUGGAAGGUCUGCAUCGACUCUUGAAGCUGACCGUGCUCGAUUUGAGCUUCAACAAGAUCACCACAGCAAAGGCGCUAGGCCAGCUCGUAGCGAAUUACAGCUCCCUCAUCGCAGUCAAUCUACUCGGGAAUCCGAUCCAGAGCAACAUGAGCGAGGAUCUAUUGAGGAAGACCCUCUGCAGUCUGCUCCCAAAGCUUGCCCUGCUCAACAAGCAGCCGAUAAACCCACAGAAGGCUCGAGAGAUACGUGUGGACUCCAAUGCUAAAGCUGCGCUAGGGAGCAGUGGCUGGAGCAGUCGGAGGAAACCAGUGAGGAAGGGGGCAGCAACGGGGGCUUCGUCGUCGUCUCACAGUGUUCGGAGAAGCAGCCCCACCGUAAGCACCAACCGUAAUAGCAAACACAGGUCAAGAAGCACUUCUCGCCAUCAUUCAACUUUGAGGGAGAAGGCUUGAUUUUCUUUUUGAUUUUGCUUGGUUUUUUUAUUUCAAGCAUUUAAGAAUGAUUUUUGUGAUCUGUAAUUUGUGGCUGCUUGUGUAAAUUUUACCUUCACCUAUAUAUAGCUUUGGAUUUUGAA
Molecule: messenger RNA, 2749 nt
Organism: Salvia hispanica
Lineage: Eukaryota; Viridiplantae; Streptophyta; Magnoliopsida; Lamiales; Lamiaceae
Cellular component (GO): cytoplasm
Molecular function (GO): protein binding
Source: RefSeq, a predicted model, not a curated record